AUGGCGACCUCAAAUGGCGACUCGGCCGUGUCGCGGCCUACCUCCGGCAUCAUAUCUCCCCGCGACGUGAGAUCUAGGACGCAAAGUAUUUCCAGCGACCGACCUUCAACCAUUGCCCACAGUCUCAUGUCGCCGCCGCUCUCUGUAUCACCCUCGGCGGCCUUCAUUGCCGCCUCGGCCGCUUCGCAGAUUGUUACAAACGACCACGAUAGUCACGCCGAUACCUGGUAUGAUCAGCACGGUAUCGAACCGGCCAGCGACCCAGCGCUCGUCUCAGCAGAGGCGCUACAGCUUGUCAACAGCUUCCUUGAUCAGCUACUUUUCAACUUCCUCUCCAGAUCGCACGCCACCACCCUCGCGAAUUUGCGGCCCGCCGUUUCUGAAGUAUUGAAGCCCAAGCUCGCAAAAGACGCCGUCAACAAUGCCGACGAAGAGCUACGUGAAUACCUUGGCGAAGGCGAUGAUGAGGAUUUUGUUCCAGACCAGGGCGACAAGGCGCGCGACUGGGAUCUAGAACUUGUUUGGAAGCGCACUCGCCUUCGAUGUAUGGUCUACUCUUCCUUAGGCGACAUGGAAGAAGAAGACGAGGAUCUUCACAUGGAGCAGGAGAACCUUGAAAUUGGUGCCAACGAGCCAGCCAGUGAAGUUAUUUCGCCCGCCGUCGCAAUCUUUCUUACUUCUGUCUUGGAGUAUAUGGGUGAGCUCACUCUUACUGUUGCGGGACAGGCCGCAUACCACAGAUUGCGGGCGAAAUUCCAAAAGGAGGUCAAUGAAGGAACACGAAACACCACCGACGUCGCCGACCGCAUUGUUGUCGAAGAGCAAGACAUGGAGAGAGUGGCACUCGAUCGAACAUUGGGGCGACUGUGGAGGGGCUGGAAGAAGCGGAUACGAUCCCCUACCAUCGACCUAAAUGGUCGUCCCUUCUCAAGGGCGUCCAACGGCCAUCUGAGACAGGACAGUGUGUUUUCAGAUUCGCCUGCCCUCAGUCGGGUUGCUACACGUGAGACAGAAGCAGAGGCUGAGAAUGAAGCUGUCGAGCCCUAUAAAAUUGCGCUUCCCAUGAGAGAGAAUGAUGUGGACGAAAUUGAGGUUCCUGGUCUGGCCUACAAUAGUGACGAGGAUGAUGAGGAAGCGGAAGACGAAGAGGUUAGCGGACGUCGACCUAAGAGUUUGUUAAUUCUGCCUCUAGGAAUUAUCCAAGGCCUUCCCACUCCGACUCUAUCGCAACCUAAUACCCCGACUUUGGCCACUCGCAAACGCUCAAACUCGUUGCCGACGCCCAAUGCUUCACCGUACCGGGCUGCUGCGAAACGUUCAAAGGAAGCUGCUACAACUGAAACAAGUGCUGUAGGAGAUAAACAAGACCUGCAUGAACAAGACAGCACCGAGCAGAUCAGCAGCAAUGAGCCUAAAGAGGACCAAGAGAGCAAGCCCAAGGAUGGGUUACUCCCCGAGCCUACAGUUCCAAAGAGCAAGCGGUUAUCAAAGAUUAUCACAAGCCGCAUCCAGUCAAGACAAGAAAUUGCAGAGGGGGAUCCCACGUACGAGAAGGCGGAGAUCCUGACUUCUGCUCGCGUGUCGGUAGCUGGAAGCUCUUCGCCAGCACUUUCCGAUACUGGUGGCCCAUUCCCGCUCAAGAGAUCUUCAAGUGUGCACUCAGCUCGCAUUAUUGAUGUGGCUGGCCCCAAGAGCCCGACCGGGUCUCGGUCUCCUUCAGCUGAAGCAGCAGAUCGAAUCCGCCGUGCAAGCCUUACUAUACCUGCAAGCAGUGGCCUCUCAAACGGCGUCAGUGCGGUUGAUGCACAGGCUCAGAACGUCCCGGCGGUCACUGCUCCUAAGAGUCGCUCUCCAGUCGAUGCUUUGCGAGGUUCAAUGCCUAGUGCGGCACCAAUAUCCGAGCCAGACGAGGAGGUUGAUAGAAAUAGAACUAGGGAACAAAGGCCUCACAAGUAUCUUGCUUAUCAGCCUUCCACACCAACUGUUCCCGAGGCCGCCUCACCAACAGAAGCUAAGCGACCUCAAAAUAUUGUUGGAUCGCCGCAUCAGUCGCCUGUGCUCCAGCAGUCAUCUUCUGGCACUAGACUGGCGUCUAUGCGCUCCAACACUUCUGAAUCUAUACCUGAAAGACCAGCAGAUAUUUCCCGAAAGACCUCAGGAUACUCAAAUCGACACGCUUCACGGAAUGAGAAGGUUCCUACGUCUCCAACUCACAGCAUCGGCAUGGUAUCAAUUGAGCGGUCGAAAACAAGAGAUUCGGACGAAGAUGGAAGCGCACAGACUCCUCGACCAACUCACACAUCUGGUUCAUCUGCCUCUUCUGCCACAAGUCGCCUGAAGGCUGUCAGAACCUCUGAGGACAACAGUAACCGCUCGAACGUGGCCCGUAACUUUGAAGAGCUGAUCCAGAGCAACCAAACCAUUACAUACACCUUAACACCCGAGAAUAUGCGCAACAUGGACUCCCCUGACAACACAACCUUCAAGGGGCCAAGAAAGAGCGAGGACAUUCGUGCUCACAACCGAUCAAGGUCUUCCUCCGCCACAACCGAAGCAAAGAAGACACACACCCACCACCGGAUUGGUGAUGAGAGGUUGAAGUCUAUCUCGUCUUCUAACCCAGGCAGGCCGCGCAUGUCCGCUGCUCCCAGAGAAGCUCGAGUGCCAAGCGAAUCUACCGCAGAUUUUGCAGAAUUUAUCAAAUCUACUGGUCCAGCGGGAGAUACCCGUCCCACGCAGUUUCGAAAUGUGAGCAGCCCAAAUAUCCCCAGCAAAGCCAGCCUCGAUGGCCGUCGUGUUUCAUCGACAAGCAGUCGGAACCGCUAUAUGCCCCGUGAUGCUGUGAUGGAGUCUAGUAAUGGCAACUCGGAUCUAAUCGACUUUAUCCGACAGGGACCCCCAGGCGCAAACAGCAACCGUAUCCCCCAUAACAUCGCACCUUGGGACACAACAGGCACCGAAGAAUCCUCAGCUGGUAAGGCCGUCGACGCCAAUAUUCCCGACAUCCGAUACAGCCAGGCCUCGACCCACAACACCGAGUCAUCUAUGCCUUCGAUUCACUCAUCCAUCAACUCCAACACGGCUCUACUAAAGAACAAGGGACAGCCCGCGCCUACUAGCAAUAUGUUCGACGAUGAUGAGAUGAUGCCCAAGCGUAAGACUCGACGUGUCAAGGACCCUUACGCCAUUGACUUCAGCGACGAGGAUGAUGACGACGAUGUUCCGCUUGCAACCCCCAAGCCUCCUGUUAAGAAGGAGGAGAGUUUGGCAGAGUUUCUCAUGAACUAUGAGCCUCCCCCGGAGCCUGUUUCGGUCCCUAUCUCACAGAAGAUGCCGAAGAAGAAAGCAAGUGCGCCAAGCCUUAUCGGUAGAUUCACUCGUAAGGAGAGUAGUCACUCAAGCAACACCCCUCCAUCACCUCAAAGCAACGACACUCGAUCUCUUAGCAGCCGCGCUGGUUUCAGGAAUUACAUUCCAAUCCAGGUCAACGUCCCAUCCGGCUAUGACAAGUAUGGCCAGCCCACAGGCGAGAACUCCUCGCGCCCUUCACAGCCUGCAUCUGCAGCCCCUUCCGGACGUCGUGUCCCCAUGAAGAAGUUUGAGCCCCGGGAGGCAGUAUCUAACGUCUCUCGAACCUCGGAUCUGGCAGCGUUCUUGCGCACUUCUGAACCACCACCCGAGCCUGUGAUGGCUCCUCCUCCCGCUAAAGAGGAGAGCAGCAGCAGUAGCCUGUCGAAGAUGUUCAGCCGUCGAAAGAAGUAA
This is a messenger RNA of Fusarium sp. VM40, 3762 nucleotides long. Lineage: Eukaryota; Fungi; Ascomycota; Sordariomycetes; Hypocreales; Nectriaceae. The record is from the annotation of a GenBank genome assembly.